Molecule: messenger RNA, 2304 nt
Organism: Mugil cephalus (flathead mullet)
Lineage: Eukaryota; Metazoa; Chordata; Actinopteri; Mugiliformes; Mugilidae
Exons: 6
Coding region: 1114-1788 (224 amino acids)
Source: RefSeq, a predicted model, not a curated record
UAGUUAAACAAAAAUUUAUUUUAAUGACGUUAUUAUUUUAUUUAUUUAUUUAUUUAUUUUUAGUGUUUCAAACAGCAUUUUCACACAGUUUGUAUGAUUGUCUCCUCCGUUUGGUUUUUCUGUUUCUGUUGUUGUAUUAGCUCGGCUGUAUAGUAAAUGAGGUCGCUACCUCAAUAUACGUCUGGGUCUAAAAUUAAUAAAUAAAAUGACUCUGAUGUCUUGUAUUCUUAUGAAGCUAUGAUUGGAUUUACACUUUUACCAGACACAUUAGGGGCAUAUUCGCACAAAGUAUCGAAAAGGUACCGCCGAUAUCAGCCUGAAUUUUACUUAGUAUCAGAUUGGAAAGAAAACCAGUGGUCUCGAACAUCACAAGUGGAAACAGAGGCAGUACAGGUACCCAAAUGAGAAAACGUAUAUAAAAAAACAUAGCAUGUAGCAUACAGCACGGGUUGAGCGUAUGAGAGCUUUAACUCCAAUCUAUGUGUGUUCAAAUUUUUGUGCUUUGUUUGCUGUAUAAAGCAGAAUUGGCUGCUCGGCACCCGCCCCGGCAGCCUGUUAGCAAUCAGCCUCAGGAGAGAAAUCUGGUGUCAAACUGUCCAGCAGCAACAAUCUGAGCUGUCAUCACAGUAUGAGCCUGAAGGUGACCACUGUCGGAGAUAUCAAACAUUUGGAAGCUGAGUGUGUCUGAUAGACUUGCCUGCCAGCUGUGAAUUUAAAAGGAAAAAUAAAUGCAUUAAAAGUUUGUGGAGUGUGGUAAACUGCUUUUUGCUGCAGGUCACAAGCUGACAGACAGAUUUUAAAGUAAUAAAUUACAGAGCUUCAUGGGUGACUUUAAUUAUGACGCUCUGCUGAUUUGUGCCAAUCAUAUGUGGGCAUUUUUUCUUUUCACCUCGAAUAAUAAUAAAAAAAAAUAAUAAAUAAAAAUAGAUAUGUUAUUAAUUAUUACUGUGCUGGCUUUGUUGAAUGUUUGGAAAAGGGAACUUGAAACUUCCCUUCCAGUAUUAUACUUCCUCCAGUGUCACCUAUGCUUCAUUUAUAAAACACUGGAUCAUUCGGCACCUGUUAACCUGAAGUGACUGAGGUAUUUGCUUUUGGUUCAUUGUCUCAAACAACAUGUCGUUUGGUUUUAUUCUCCUUAUCUCUCUGUGUGUGAUCAAAGUAAACUCAUCCACAACGUCCCCAACAGCUUCCACGACAACAACUCUUGUCACUACAAGUGGUACGCUACUGCCGGAGCUGGUGGUCAUGCCAAACUAUCCAGCUGCCAUAGGUCAAAGAGUCACCUUGCGCUGCAGCGAUCCCUUAUCGAGGGAGCCAAUUCUUUGGUCUUGGGAACACCUGCAAAAUGACAUCUGGGAAAAAGUGGGCAGUGGAAGAAAUCUCACUCUCACCGAGCCAAAGCAAAGUGGGCUGUAUCGCUGCUGUGCUGAGCUCAGCUCUUCUCAGAAGGCCAUGAGUCAGAGCCAAGUGGUCUAUAUCAUCCCCACAACAAAAGCAAUAGUUGGGGAGAAUUUAGGAAUAGCUGCCUUCGUCUUGUCUCUUCUGGCCUUGAGCAUCGUGCUUGCUUUGUUUUUCUUGCUGGGUUGGCACAGACUACGCGACACCCUGACCACAUCCAGCCCCGAGGCUAAAGGAUUUCCUGGUCCUGAAGUAGCGUCGAAGGGCGCUUUGCCACACGCAGACAGUGACGCGACAGAUGUGUACAUGAAUUACACAACCACUAACCAAGCCUACACUGACUUGGAUCCCGCCAACAUGACGGAGGAUAACGUUUACUCAAGUCUGUGACGGACUGCGAUGAUCUGAGUGGACGUGGCAAUAAAAGAUGGGAGAAUUAAAAAAAAAAAAAAAAGAGCGCUUUCUUCUGCUGCAGACUAACGCAGAAUAUUAUCUGGGUAGAUGAUUUACUUGAUAGGUGAGAUUAACCACUUCAAAUGUGUGAACGUCGUGAAGAUUUAGUGUGGUAAAUGCUCACAGCCAUGAGGAAAACAUUCUGAUCUCUUUCGCUGGUCAAAAAGUCAACACCUCUCUGCUGUCAUUCUCCUUGACAGUAUAGCAGAUUUAAAAUUUAUUUGAGUCGUCACAAUAAAUAUGAAACAAACAAACAGGACUCUUUUCAACAUAAAUGUUUAUAGUACAAAAAAAGCAAAAGAAAAAAAAGACUACAUUGUCACAAAGUCCACAUCUCGCAAAAAUAUAUUGCAAAUGCAAAGUUGCAACAUUUCCACAUGGGAAUUUAAGCAGCGCUGCUUCAGUUCAGCACAGAGCUAAAAAAUGUUACACAUCAUGUUGAUCUCAUACAUU